AUGAGCUCGCAGCAACAGCGCAGAGACUCCAUGACGCGUAUCCGCAACAGCAGCAGCACACGAAAACAACAGAACCACAGGACGAAAGAGGACCGAAUGCCUAUCCAGACCGUCAAGACCACGGUUUUUGAGGGCCAGAAGCCGGGCACCUCGGGUCUUCGCAAGAAGGUCACGGUGUUCCAGCAGGCCAACUACACGGAGAACUUCAUCCAAGCUAUUCUUUUGUCGAUCCCGGAGGGAGCAGAGAAUGCUACGCUUGUGAUUGGUGGCGAUGGACGAUUUUACAACAAGGAGGUCGUGCAGCUGAUUGCGAAGAUCAUGAAUGGAAGACAAAGAGAAGAGGUUAUUGAUUCAAAAGAUGUACAGGUCUCGAAGCUUAUUGUUGGACAGAAUGGAAUUUUGUCUACACCGGCCGCGUCUCAUGUGAUUCGCAAAAGAAAGGCUACUGGAGGUAUUUUGUUGACGGCGUCGCAUAACCCUGGUGGACCCAAUGCGGACUUUGGAAUCAAGUACAAUCUCGCAAACGGUGGACCUGCGCCCGAGUCUGUGACCAACAAGAUUUUCGAGGUGACCAAGUCGAUCAAGUCGUACGAGAUCUCUGCGAUUCCCGAGGUUGAUUUGUCUACGAUCGGCGAGAAGACGUACGGAAACUUGACAGUUGAGAUUAUUGACUCGGUUGCGGAUUAUGUUGCGAUGCUGAAGGAGAUUUUCGACUUUGAGUUGAUCAAGUCUUUCCUUAGCUCGAACCCUUCGUUCAAGGUUUUGUUUGACGGAUUGAGCGGAGUGACUGGCCCUUACGGAACGGCGAUUUUCGUGAAGGAGCUGGGCUUGCCGGAGUCGAGUGUGCAGAACUGCGUGCCACUUCCUGAUUUCGGCGGCGGUCACCCUGAUCCUAACCUGACGUACGCGCACAGCUUGGUUUCGAAGGUUGACGCGGAGGCGAUUCCGUUUGGAGCUGCGUCGGAUGGUGAUGGAGACCGAAAUAUGAUUUAUGGCGCGAAUGCGUUUGUGUCGCCGGGAGAUUCUGUUGCGAUAAUAGCGCACCAUGCGGACAAGAUUCCGUAUUUCAAGAGCGGAGUGUAUGGGUUGGCGCGCAGUAUGCCUACGAGUGGAGCGCUUGAUUUGGUUGCGAAGGCCAAGGGGCUGAACUUGUACGAGGUGCCUACGGGAUGGAAGUUCUUUACGGCGUUGUUUGACGCGAAGAAGCUGUCGAUCUGCGGAGAGGAGUCGUUUGGUACUGGAUCGGACCAUAUUCGAGAGAAGGAUGGACUGUGGGCGAUUGUUGCGUGGCUGAAUAUUAUUGCAGCGGUUGGGAAGGAGGAUGCGGGAGCUGCGUCGAUUGCGGCGAUCCAGAAGGACUUUUGGGAGACGUAUGGGCGCACGUUUUUCACGCGGUAUGAUUACGAGAAUGUGGACAGCGAGGGCGCGCAGAAGGUGAUUGACGGACUUGCGGCGAAGGUUGCGGACAAGGGUAGUUUUGUGGGUAGCCAGGUUGGAUCGACGACGGUUGUUGAAGCGGACGACUUUUCGUACACGGACCUGGACGGGUCUGUGUCUGCGCACCAGGGCCUGUUUGUGAAGUUUGCGGACGGGUCGCGGAUUGUUGUGCGGCUGUCGGGGACGGGCAGCUCGGGAGCGACGAUUCGGCUGUAUAUAGAGAAGCACGAGGCGGACAAGAGCAAGAUUUUUAUGGACGCGCAGGAGUAUUUGAAGAGUGAGAUUGCGAGUGCGGUUGAGUUUCUGCGACUAAAGGAAGUAGAACAGCGGGAUGGUGGAGAUUGGACAUAUACCCGCAUUGCCGCGUUGCGGGAUGAAGAAGAGGACGAGAAGGAGGAGGAGAGAGAAGAGGAAAAGCACAUACACUACAUACAGUACAAUACAAUACAACAAGACACAAUUCAUACAAUACAAUCGAAUACAUCUACAACCCAUCCCAUCCAAAAGGCCGGCCGGGGCACCUCGACCUGA
Messenger RNA from Myxozyma melibiosi, 1968 nucleotides. RefSeq names its product phosphoglucomutase. The transcript is spliced from 6 exons. NCBI's taxonomy places the organism in Eukaryota, Fungi, Ascomycota, Lipomycetes, Lipomycetales, Lipomycetaceae. The record is from RefSeq and is a predicted model, not a curated record. Gene Ontology annotation, cellular component: cytosol. Gene Ontology annotation, molecular function: magnesium ion binding; phosphoglucomutase activity. Bases 1 to 1968 code for a protein of 655 amino acids. Gene Ontology annotation, biological process: carbohydrate metabolic process.